ACAUUUUUUCUCUUUUUUUUCUUGAAACCUUUUUUGGACGCAGGUUUGCAUCCAAACUCAGCGGGGAAGUAAAUAUUUCUGUUUUUGUUGACUGUUCAACCGCCAACUAGCAACCGCAGCGAGUCAAGUGGGAACUCUUCACUGCAAUUAACUUGUGUGGAUUUGUCUCUGAUGCGCCGACUGAGAGCCGACAGUUUGCGGCUGUCUGUUGACGGUCUACUGGCCUGAAUUUCUUGCUCAUUUGUUUGUUUGGUCGUCUCUCUGUACUCGGAAUACAUCGGAUCCUACACAAAAUAUACCCCGGAGUGAUUGAGGUUGCUCCAGCCUUUUCAUUUCUCACCUGGUUCAUACCCUCUUCCUCCUCCCCCUUCGUUUAGUUGCCUCCAGCUAAUGAGCCGUUUCCCGUGCUUUUCCGGUUGAUUUACGGCCGCGCUGCCGGUGGAGCGGAGGAGAGACAACGACCGAAAGACAGCGAGAGACAGAGAAGAGCAGGGAUUCACAUUAAACGGUCGGUGAACUCGAACGGAGCGGGGGGCUGUCGGUUUUGUUUGAAAUUAACGACAGUUGGUCCUAAUAAUAACGGCGGAUGGAUUCGUCUCCCUGAUCUGGAGCACCUCACAUCCUUAUUGUACCCUAGUGGAUCCCUCGAAACGGGGUUUUAAGAAGGAAACCGUUGUAUCCUCCCGGAGAUAACAAUGUUUCCCCAGGGGCGACACCCGACGCCCCACCAGGCUCCAGGCCAGCCCUUCAAGUUCACCAUCCCAGAGUCACUGGACCGCAUCAAGGAGGAGUUCCAGUUUCUUCAGGCACAGUACCACAGUCUCAAACUGGAGUGUGAGAAGCUGGCCAGUGAAAAGACGGAGAUGCAGAGACACUAUGUCAUGUACUAUGAGAUGUCUUAUGGCCUAAACAUCGAAAUGCACAAACAGACUGAGAUAGCCAAGAGACUAAACACCAUCUGUGCACAAGUCAUUCCCUUCCUCUCUCAGGAGCAUCAGCAGCAAGUGGUCCAAGCUGUGGAGCGGGCCAAACAAGUGACCAUGGCAGAGCUCAAUGCCGUCAUCGGGGUACGUGGACUGCCAGGUCUUCCACCUACACAGCAGCAUCUAUCCCAUAACCAUGGUGGUGCCCCAGUGCCCCUCACCCCUCACCCUGCUGGUCUCCACCCCUCUCAGCUGGGUGGUUCAGCUGGCCUCCUGGCUCUUUCAGGAGCACUUGGUGCUGUUCCUCCCCAUCUGGUGGGAAAAGACGGUGGUGAUAAAAAGCCCCACCUGUCCGGACCAGACGCACACACUGGAGGACCUGAGCACCUGAGAGAGCGAGAGCCUGGCACAAGUAACUCAUUGCUGCCAGAAAGUCUUAGGAACUCAGAUAAGCGUCGCAACGGACCUGAGUUUCCGAACGACACAAAGAAACGCAAGGCAGAUGACAAGGACUCCAGCCACUAUGAUAGCGACGGGGAGAAAAGUGAUGAUAAUUUAGUGGUGGAUGUCUCAAAUGAGGAUCCAGCCUCUCCUCGUGGCACACCUCUCCCCUCACCUAGAGAGAAUGGCCUGGAUAAAGCACGUCUUCUCAAGAAAGACCCCUGUAGUCCAGCCUCUACUGCAUCAUCAGCUAGCUCCUCCUCCCUCAAGUCCAAAGAGAUGGCAAUGCGAGAUAAGGCAGGCACACCUGGGCUAAAGUCAAGCACCCCCACACCUAGAGGUGACUCCACCCCUGGUCCGAGCUCCACACCUGGAAUUCGGCCAAGUCUGUCCAAACCCCCCUCCAUGGAGAUACCACAUCCACCUACUGCAGGUUUGCGGACACCCCUUGCUGUACCAGGCCCAUACCCGGGUGCAUUUGGCAUGUUGCCCCAUGCAGCAGGUAUGAAUGGGGAGCUGGCGGGUGCAGCCGGGGCUGCGGCCUAUGCUGCUGGACUACACAACAUGUCACCUCAGAUGAGUGCUGCUGCUGCGGCCGCUGUGGCCGCAUAUGGCCGUUCACCCAUGGUUGGUUUUGAUCCUCAUCCUCAUAUGCGAGUUCCUGGAAUGCCUCCCAGUCUGACAGGAAUUCCCGGCGGCAAACCUGCCUACUCUUUUCAUGUGGCGGCCGACGGACAGAUGCAGCCGGUGCCAUUCCCCCCGGAUGCUUUGGUGGGCCCAGGGAUCCCUCGCCAUGCCCGUCAGAUCAACACACUGAACCAUGGAGAGGUGGUGUGCGCUGUUACCAUCAGUAAUCCCACCCGACACGUUUACACAGGAGGGAAGGGAUGCGUCAAGGUCUGGGACAUUAGUCACCCAGGAAACAAGAGCCCCGUGUCACAGCUUGACUGUCUGAACCGAGACAACUACAUCCGCUCCUGUCGCCUCCUCCCUGAUGGUCGAACAUUAAUAGUGGGAGGUGAGGCGAGUACGUUGUCAAUCUGGGAUUUGGCCACGCCUACUCCCAGGAUCAAGGCAGAGUUAACAUCAUCAGCACCAGCAUGCUAUGCUCUGGCCAUCAGUCCAGACUCCAAAGUCUGCUUCUCCUGCUGCAGUGAUGGUAACAUCGCAGUCUGGGAUUUACACAACCAGACACUUGUCAGGCAGUUCCAGGGCCACACAGAUGGAGCCAGCUGUAUUGACAUCUCCAACGAUGGCACCAAGCUGUGGACCGGAGGCCUCGAUAACACUGUCCGCUCCUGGGAUCUGAGAGAGGGACGGCAGCUGCAGCAGCAUGACUUUACAUCACAGAUCUUCUCUCUUGGCUACUGUCCGACAGGAGAGUGGCUGGCUGUGGGAAUGGAAAGCAGCAACGUUGAGGUCCUUCAUGUCACCAAGCCUGACAAAUACCAGCUUCAUCUACAUGAGAGCUGUGUACUCUCACUGCAGUUUGCAUAUUGUGGUAAAUGGUUUGUGAGCACAGGAAAGGAUAAUUUACUGAAUGCAUGGAGAACACCGUAUGGAGCCAGCAUAUUCCAGUCUAAAGAAUCAUCCUCGGUGCUAAGCUGUGACAUAUCUGUGGACGAUAAGUACAUCGUCACAGGUUCAGGGGACAAGAAGGCCACUGUCUACGAGGUCAUCUACUAAAUAUAUGAAAAGAAACCAAGGACAUCUGUUUUUUCUCCACAUACACUGAUAUGUUUCUAGAAAUUUUCACAUGGAGCCAGAUAUUGCAGAGUGACCUUGAUGGCACAUCAUUUUUUCUGUUACACCUGCCGAGGAGACACAAGAAGGAGAGAAGCAUUUUACUGCACAUUUGUGUUGUGCCUGUAUACAUGACUCCAUAUCAACUGGGAGCUAUCAACUGGAGAGGCUGUAUGUUAAUGGAAGGACAGGAACUAUUAUUUGGAUCUUCUUGUCGCUACUGCUUUCUGCUAUGGACUGCAUUGGGAUCAGUUAAAGGGACCAGACAAUGACUGUACUGAAGGGGGCUCUGCAUUGUUUUGACUGGAACCAGCCCUACUGGAAAACACUGUACUGAACAUCAGAUAUUAAAACACUUGAUCCAGUGUUACGACCACGGGCCAGACCCUAGAACGAACACUCAGACCAGAGGACCAGGGGGUUGAAUGUGUAAACAAAUGGCAGAUGGAAAGAGCAGAAGGUGGACAGAAUUGGACAUAAUUUUGGAGAGACAAAGGAGGAGAAGCAACAGAAGAGGAACAGAUAGAUGAACAUUUUAUAGACUAUGAAUGCAGAACAUGUUGCUUUGCAUUUUGUUCUAGACAGAUAAUGCUCACAGCCUGUUUAUCUCUCAGCUCUGACUCUUUGACCUUAAAACGUCAGCUUUCUGUUCUGAUACGCCUACACUGUCUGAAAAGUACCUUUUCUGUCUUAACAGUAAGUCCAAUCCUCACUAACUGCACUGUAGUGGUAGCUGUCCACCUACACACUUUGUAGACACACAGUACUUAUAAAACAUGCAUACAGUACUUUUUAAGCAUACUGAAGGCCUCGUUGACUAGCAUCAUGCUACUGUUAACUUCUGUGAUGGGUUUAUUUGAUCCUCAUGAGGCACAGUACUUUUUCUGAAAUCAUACCCAUUUCAGGUGCCACCAAAAAGAUUUUAAAGUCCUCUGUUAUAUGGAUAAAAAUUAACUUAUCAAACCAAAUAAGCUUCAGAAACAGAAAAAUACACUCUAAAUGUUGUUACAGAAGGCUUAACUCCGGGUCAGAAAAAAGGCGGCUUGUUUUCUUCUUUUUUUUUCUCCUCUAUUCCUUAUGAUGCUGGUUGAAAAGCCAAUUAUUGGAACCUGGAAGAAAAAAGUUUGAGAGAUAGAAUUAACCCUCGAAUUCCAUUGGUUCUCCUUUUCUAGUGUCUGUUUCAACAGAUAAUUUCCCUACUUAACUCCACAAAUUCUGAAGUCUCCAGAAUAUUGACAGAAAUUUUGAAGUGGUUUCGAAACACGGAGAAAGAAAAGGGGGAACAACAUGAGCCUUCAUAGUGUAACUUUUUUUGUUCAUUUCUUGGCCCUUACACUCUGUUCUUCAGCAUUAGUGUUUGUCAUCAACUGCACAUGCUGAUGGGAUUUCACACUACUGAAUUAACAUCUCAGAGACUCUGAAAAUAGUUUCAGGUUUACAGAUUGCUUUUUCAUUUUAAUGCAUUUCAUUUGUUUGUGAUCUCUUUUACAAUAAGCUCACUGGUUGAGGUCAUAUUAAUUAACAAGAAUGGUCUCAAAUUAAUUAUUUUCCCUUAAUUUGAAAUUAAAUAACAACCCUUUGGUUACUGUCUUAACUGUUGUAAAUUCACCUUGACCCUGCCUUUAUCACUCUUUGAAACACAUGAUGUCUUACUGUAUGGAUGGUUAACCACGCUUCAUAUACAGGGACCAACUAAGACUAUCUUAACAUGUCAUUUAAUCUUGUAUUUAUUGAAAAUCCUAUGUGAACAACUGAAAAAUCCCCUGUACCAUAUUCACUAAACAAAUUACAUUUUUUCCACAUAUUGUCACUUGUUAAAGUUUUGUUCAGAGACUGAGACUGUCUAAAUGCCCUUGAAAAGUAAAAUGUUUUUUUCCACUUUACAAAAAAGAUUUUAGGACUGCAAAUGGGAUUAAAUUAUUUGUCAAGAUUGUCUUAAUGAGGAGGGUAGCGUGGGUACAGGAAGGAAUCAGUCAGUGUCAGCCAUUUAAAACAAAUUAAUUUCAUGACUUUGUGCUUAGUUUUUUUUUUUUUUUAUCUAUUUUUG
Molecule: messenger RNA, 5154 nt
Organism: Seriola dumerili (greater amberjack)
Lineage: Eukaryota; Metazoa; Chordata; Actinopteri; Carangiformes; Carangidae
Product: transducin-like enhancer protein 1
Exons: 20
Coding region: 696-3050 (784 amino acids)
Biological process (GO): negative regulation of canonical Wnt signaling pathway; regulation of DNA-templated transcription
Cellular component (GO): nucleus; transcription regulator complex
Molecular function (GO): protein binding; transcription corepressor activity
Source: RefSeq, a predicted model, not a curated record